Symbiodinium necroappetens is the source of this 714-nucleotide messenger RNA. The record is from the annotation of a GenBank genome assembly. Lineage: Eukaryota; Dinophyceae; Suessiales; Symbiodiniaceae.
AUGAAGCAAGCCAUGUUAGUGCCGCUGGCGCUGAUGAUCGUGCCGAUGCUGGCCAUGAAGACCAACACUCGGUUCGCCAGCCAGAAGAACGAUCCGUCUGGAUUCGAUGUCACCGGUGGAGCCAACCUUUCGGAGAACGGCACGGCGACUCUGGAGAACAUCGUGCAGAAGAAUCUUCAGAACGACUUGGGAGAGGCUGAGAAGAUGGAGAAGCCGGAGAUCAUCGAAGAAGCGGAAGGCGCCGGAAACAACACCAACGAAACGACGAAGGGAUUCGAAGGAUUGGCGGAGAAGUUGGAGUGGUUUAUGCUGAAGGUGGCGCAGUUGGAGACUGUCGUCGAGAUCCAGCAGCUUGAACUCAACAAACUGAACGCGAAGCUGGACGGCCACGUGGAGACAGAGCACGACAAGGAGGUGCCCCAGCUUUCGCUUCUGGAGUUGAAGCAGCAGGAGGAGGCAAAGUCGCAGCAAGCGCAGACGAUUCUGAAGAGAGUCUUCAAGAAGCACAUUCAUGAGAUGGAGAAGAGGACCUUCGACUCAUCGAUAAAGGCGACGGAAGGGAUGGAACCCUCAGCACGGCCGGCUCGUGCCAAACCUCCCAAGUCCAACAGGAAGAACCCAGACAGCAGCUUGCUCGAGCGCCGGCAGUCAUCAGAUGCGAGAUCCGAGGAGGAGGGGUUCUGUAGCAUCUGCCUUGCCGUGUUCAAGAUAUGA